AAAUAUGACUUUUUUAAAACCUAAUCCUUUUCGUUUCAUUUCACACGAAAUAAAUUCGUACAUAAAGCUAUCAGAUGCUUAGACUCGCGUGGUUGCCGAAAAUCCACAGUGUCCCAACGCCCACACUGUACGCCCGGGCACUGUCAGGACCCAGCACCUAUCACGAUCUACCAGCAAGCUCCAAUCUUUCUUUCUUCGUACUAACACGGCUCGACUUGACCGCACAACAGGCCCAAUUGAGCACGAUACGGGCCCUGUGCACCACUUCAGCCAUGUCGACAUUCAUCAUGCGCCAGCGAUUGGCCUCGUCCGGCCUGCACCAGGCCGCCCUCCGCCCCCGCGUGCCAAAGGUGCAAGCUGCAUCUGCGCGCUUUGCAUCCAGCUCGAGCGGCGGCUCCAUGGCCCUCGGACGCGGCAAGGCAGCUCUCUACGGCACAGUCCUCGCAGCAGCCACGUAUGCCGGAUACCUCUACAUCACCGACACCCGCGGCUUCAUCCACCAGUACGUCGUGCCGCCGAUCCUGCGCACCGUCCUCCCCGACGCCGAGGAUGCGCACCACUUUGGCACCUCGGUGCUCAAGCUGCUCUACGAAUUCAACCUGCACCCUCGCGAGCGCCAGGGUCUUUCUUCAACAAGUGCCGAGUCUAAGCUCACCACACAAGUCUUUGAACACCAACUAAACAACCCCGUCGGUAUCUCUGCGGGUCUCGACAAGGACGGCGAGAUUGCCGAUGUCCUGUUUGCCCUGGGUGCUGGUGUCGUCGAGAUUGGCGGCAUCACGCCCCUUGCUCAGGAAGGUAACCCGAAGCCCCGCGUCUUCCGUGUCCCCGGCCUCGAGGGCAUGGUGAACCGCUACGGGCUCAACUCGCGCGGUGCCGACGACGUUGCUAUCCGUCUGCGCCAGCGAUUGCGUACAUAUGCCCGCUCCAUUGGCGCCACUGAGCAGGACGUUCUGGACGGUAAGGCCGGCGUGCCACCUGGUAGUUUGCGCGAGGGCCGCAUUCUUGCUGUGCAGAUUGCCAAGAACAAGGAAACGAGCGAGAAGGACGCUGCGAACGACUAUGUCUACUGUGUGCGUCGACUGGCGCCGUAUGCGGAUGUUCUUGUUGUCAAUGUGUCGAGCCCCAACACACCUGGCCUGCGAGACCUGCAGGCCACUGAGCCGCUGACGAAGCUGCUGACGGCUGUCGUGGAGGAAGCUCGCAAGACCGACCGCAAGACGAAACCCCGCGUCAUGGUCAAGGUGUCACCGGACGAGGACGACGAUGUGCAGAUGGAAGGUGUCGUGGAAGCCGUGAACCGCAGCGGUGUGGACGGCAUCAUUGUGGGCAAUACGACAAGACGGCGCGCCGAGGUUGUUCCUGAAGGCACACGGUUGACGGCGCGCGAGAAGAAGAACCUCAUGGAGACGGGUGGCUACUCGGGCCCAGCUAUGUUCUCGCGCACCCUGGAUCUGGUGGGACGAUACCGCAAGAUGCUGGAUAGCUACGCCAUGAGCAUAGAUGCCAAGGGCGAGCCUAAGGUUCUGUUUGCCACGGGAGGUAUCACGAACGGCGAGCAGGCACUGCAAGUGCUGAAUGCUGGUGCUAGCGUGGCUAUGGUGUAUACGACCAUGGUAUAUGGCGGUGCGGGCACGGUGACGCGCAUCAAGGGACAGAUGGAAAAGGCCCUGUAG
This is a messenger RNA of [Torrubiella] hemipterigena, 1676 nucleotides long. Lineage: Eukaryota; Fungi; Ascomycota; Sordariomycetes; Hypocreales; Clavicipitaceae. The record is from the annotation of a GenBank genome assembly.